CUGAAUCGGUGCAGUCUGCUGCGACGUGUGACAUCGGUUGUCGUUUUUGUUUUUGUGGAUAGUCGGCUGUUGCAGGCCUGCAUCGCUCAUCGCUGGAAAAUCGCCCGGAAUCUCGUUCCGGUGUUCUGUGGUGAUUUUUUUUCUGUGUGCUCAAUGAAAUUCGGUGAAUAAAUUUUAGUGCCGCUUGCUUGCCGGGGAUUUACGUUGCAGCGAACCCACUGCACGGCACCACUCUGGACCGAUGGCGCUUCCGUACUCCUGAGGAGGAACCUCUGGUCCUCCAACAGUUCCUCAGGUUCGACGAAACCAGAGCCAUAACGCAGCAAUUGCUUUUGGCGCAACAGGCCCUUCAGGAACCCACGCUGGAGCGCCUAGAGCGUCACCACUCGCCUCACCCACGUCGGGCGAUGUCGCCGAACCAUCGACCGUCACCGACGACUCUAUCAGCGUCCGCCUUCCACCCGACCAGGUUACAAUCGACCGUGACGAUGUCGCCGCACCAGAAGCAUUCGCUCAACUUCAUCAGCCUGCCCCACAACGGGCCGAUGUCGGCCGGCUCGCCGCCGAACAGCCUGAACGCCCCUUUGAAUUCGUCGCCGCUGAACCGCCUGCAGAACAUGCAGCCGUUCGAUUUCAGAAAACUGGGCGCCGGCCUGGCGGCCUUCUCGCCGAAUCGACUGAGCCCGGAACGGCGGAGGAUGUCCGAGAACGAGACGAUGGGAUUGAACCUCAGCAGAACGAGUUCGAUAGCUUCUUGUCUGCCGCCGCCUCCGCCGCCCGCCGCCACUACCUCUCUGACACCUUCCACUGUAGCGAUGGUGAAUUUAGUAGCCAACACCUUCCCGGGUUUGAUGUCGACGCGGAUGCCGACUAGGAGUAAAUCUCCGUCGAACGCGGACGUUCUGAGUACCGGAAAUACCAAUAGUGAAGAGGACGAUGACGGCGAUGAAAAUUCGCAUAGUGCGUUAAAUUUAACCAAGGACAAAAUUCCGAAGCAAACGCGAAUGUUACCGGGUAGAAAACCGUCCACUCCGACGAAACGAACGUGGGGUUCGCCGAAUAUACCGAUCAACCUCGGUACCCAGUUCAUAAAUCCGGCUACGGGUAAAAAGCGAGUUCAAUGCAACGUUUGCCUAAAGACAUUCUGUGACAAAGGCGCUCUGAAAAUCCACUUUUCCGCCGUGCAUCUGCGCGAAAUGCACAAAUGCACGGUCGAAGGGUGCAACAUGAUGUUCAGUUCGAGGAGGUCGCGCAACCGCCACAGCGCGAACCCGAACCCGAAGCUGCAUUCGCCGCACCUCCGGCGGAAAAUAUCGCCGCACGACGGGCGAAGCGCCCAAGCACAUCCCAUUCUCAUCCCGCCUCAGCCGGGGCUUCCUCUUCCUGCUGGCGCUCUCGGUUCCCUUAAUCCGUUCGGACCCUUCCCUCUUCUCACUCCACCGCCUGACAUCAAAUAUCCCCCUCUUCCUUCGAUGGAUUUCAAGCAAACCUUAGAUCUUAGUAUACAACGAAUGAAAGAGAGCAAGGUUUCGUACCACGACCACGCGGCGAUUAGUUCCUUCCACCAUCACCAACAAUCCGACGACGACGACGAUGAUGACGGUAUUAUUAUGGUAGGCGGCGAUGAGGACGACGAAUUCGACAAGAAAGACAAAACCAACGGAACCAACGACAACGGCGUUCAAGACGCCCCGGAAGAUUUAGUGAUGCCCGCUAAGAAGCAGAAGAUGUCCGUAUCGGACGCCGAAGAGGACGUGGCCAGCAAUAUUGACAGCAACGAAGAUUCGCUCAGCGUCGUCGACGCCCACAGCCUCAAAGACGAGCCGAGCGUCCAGGUGAACAAGCGGAAGCGCAAGAGCCAAAACCCUACCAGGUGCGCGGUGCCCGUCAUGAUGGAAGACGCCGCGAGCGACGGGGACUCCUCCAACGACGUUUUCUCCGAGCGGCUAGCCGACCACGUGAAGCACGAGCAGGAAGAGAAGAUGGAGAAAAACGAUCCGCGCAUUGAGCCAGUACCUGUUGAAACCAAAAAAGAUUUAGACGUAUGCGACGAGUCACCAUUAGAUUUAGGCAAGAGGAGUCCGGACGUGAACGCCAACGACACCGAGAAAUCGGUGUCCAACGAAAUAAAAACCAGCAUAGCCCCGUUGUUUACGAUAGAUAAAUUGAAGAAAGAGAAACCGACGCACGAUGUAGACAACGCCGAGGAAUUGGACGAAAGGCCCGCUAGUUCGAUGGGAAGCAACAAAAGCGACGAGUCCUUCGACUCCACCAAUCCGUUGCGGCAAUUGGAGAGUCUGUCGCACGGGCACUUCAGCGAUCUGAUGGCCAGGGGUUUGCACCUGGGUUUGGGAGGUCAACCGCCGGCGUUUCCGCCGUUGGGCUUCAUGAUGGGAGCGGGACCGCCGAGCCCGGCGCGCUCGCAAACUUCCUCCGGCGGCAGCAGCAACGGGAGAGAUUCUCCCGAUGACAGCAGUCAACAUUUGUACGGGCACUUCGACAACGGGCAAUUUAUUAGCGGAGUAGACGUUCCGGUGGAUAAAGAUAAUCCGAGACGGUGCACUGCUUGCGGAAAAAUCUUCCAGAAUCACUUCGGCGUCAAAACGCAUUACCAAAACGUGCAUUUGAAGUUGAUGCACAAGUGCAACGUGGAUGGUUGCAACGCGGCGUUUCCUUCUAAAAGAAGCAGGGACAGGCAUAGUGCUAAUUUGAAUCUACAUCGAAAAUUACUCUCGACGACUUCCGACAAGAGUGCGGCCAGUUUGUUUUUGGAGAAAUCCGCGUUCGCUUCGCUGGCGAAUCCCGCCCUGCACGGCGACUUCCUCACGCGCCUCUACGCCGAAGAAGCCCUGAAGGGCCACCACUUGCCGCCGCCGAAUCUCGACCAGCUGAUGCUGAACGGCGAUCGACUACCUCACCCGCCGCUGCUGCUGCCGCCGCUCGGCGCCCUGCCGUUCCCCAUAGGAAACUUCAACCAUUUCGGCCAGUUCAACGGCUCGCUGUCGGCCGGCCAGCACAAGGAGCGCUCGUCGACGUCGAACUCGCCGCUGUCCGGGUCGCCGCCGCCGGCGAACCUCUCGCCCGCCCCCACGAAAUACGUCCACUGCGUCGAGGAGGACCUGCCGACGCCCGACAAGGAGGGCCAGCUGCCGUGCCGGCUGUGCAAGGCCGCCUUCGCGGCCGCCGCCCAGCUGAAGGACCACUGCGAGAAGCACCACGUGGCCGAAAUGUUCAAAUGUACUGUGAUGGGUUGUCCCAAAGUGUUCGUGUCGCGGACGAGGCGGAACGUCCACGCCGAAAAUGAAUCGCUCCACGCGAAUCCGCCGUCGAGGGACGCCGAGCAAUCGUGACCGUUAAAAAACGUUUUGGACUUUAGCGCGAUUCCGCUGUCGCUGUGGUGGUGAUCUAUUCGAGUACCUACAUGUCGAAGGGCCGUUCGCUUUUGUUGCGAUUUGUAAGGGUUUGGUAAAUUUUUUCGUUCGGGGAGGUUUGUGGAGAGGUUCGUCUGGUGAUUGAUUUUAUUCGUUUCCGUCCAUUAAUGUUUAUACUAUUAUUUGCAACAAUAAGAGCUUUAAAUUCAGUUUCUUCGGUGAGACGUUCAAUACGGGUUUUUUUUUACGUUGUAAUUAAUUUUUGUGAACGAUUGAUACAACCUAAUCGCAAGUUUUUAUUGAUUUACAACUUCCUCUAUACGAGUUUCUUAUAUUUUUUUUUUCAUUAGGCUUCGAGGAAGGGACACAAAUU
Molecule: messenger RNA, 3744 nt
Organism: Phyllotreta striolata
Lineage: Eukaryota; Metazoa; Arthropoda; Insecta; Coleoptera; Chrysomelidae
Source: the annotation of a GenBank genome assembly